Molecule: messenger RNA, 495 nt
Organism: Galeopterus variegatus (Sunda flying lemur)
Lineage: Eukaryota; Metazoa; Chordata; Mammalia; Dermoptera; Cynocephalidae
Product: lysozyme-like protein 1
Exons: 5
Coding region: 49-495 (148 amino acids)
Molecular function (GO): lysozyme activity
Source: RefSeq, a predicted model, not a curated record
GGCACCAGGAAUCUGCCUUACAGGUUCUACCUCCAACAGACUUUGGGGAUGAAGACUGCCAGCAUCUUGGCCCUGAUUGGCUGCCUGGUCACAGUCACUGAGUCCAGAAUUUAUACUCGUUGUAAACUGGCAAAAAUAUUUUCAAGGGCCAGCCUGGACAAUUAUGGGGGCUUUAGCCUUGGAAACUGGAUCUGCAUGGCAUAUUAUGAGAGCCACUACAACACCACGGCUCAGACUGUCCUGGAUGAUGGCAGCAUUGACUAUGGCAUUUUCCAGAUUAACAGUUUCACAUGGUGCAGACAAGCGCAGACACAGGAGAAGAAUCACUGUCACGUUGCCUGCUCAGCCUUGAUCACUGAUGACCUCACAGAUGCCAUUAUCUGUGCCAAGAAAAUUGUUAAAGAGACAGAAGGGAUGAACUAUUGGCAAGGAUGGAAGAAACACUGCGAGGGCAGAGACAUGUCAGAGUGGAAAAGGGGAUGUGAGGUUUCAUGA